AUGCAGGCAGAAUACCUAAAAACCGAUCCCUGUCCGUCCUGGGAUCCAGUUCGUAUCAGAUAUCCAGUCAGAAAGUUUCCUGAAACAGGAGAGUCCAGCGAAACCAUUGGCAGGAGAUGGAGGAGUCAGCCGGAGACAAUGAUGUUCGGGAAAGCACCUAUAGAAGAAAUCAAGAACUACAUGAGAGACUACAUCAUAACUAAAGAGCUGACACAGUCGCAAAGUACGAAGGACUUCGGACGCAAAGCGCCGGAGACGAAGAGGUUCAACAAACACACUUCUUGUACCGAGAAUGAGUACAUCUACCCUCUUAGCAGAAGACUCGAAGAAAGAGUACCACUAUGUUCUGCGCAUGCGACUUCGGUGAUGAAAACCUCUUACCCUCCACCCACCACCCCUCCAAGAUUGGUGACCGACAAGGAUCAGUUCAAGCAUCCUGCCAGCUUAACACCAGACCCACUAGAGAUCGAGCCCAGCUGGCACAAAGAACUAGAACCUCUAGACACGACACACGAAGGCUUCGAAAAAUACCUGGAUCCCUACCUGACUACCAGUCGCUUGCACCACCGGCCGUUCACUGCUGAUCAGCUCAGUAAGCUAUCAGCUUCGAAUGACAUCAUCACUUAUUACACGUUUUCUGAAGAUCCAUGGAUCAGAAGACCGAAGCACAAGUCAGAGGAAUGGAGACUGCCUCUCAGCAAACAGAAGUCUAUCUACGAUAGAGAGAAGUUCAAAGAGGGUUUUAGGGAAAUCCGCACACACAAUAAUCCGCAAUGGGUACCAGGCACAUUCCGCACAGAAGUACGAGACAACUAUCGCCCUCAGUCAGUCAGGAUGCUAUCCCACGUGGAACAUCUAGAAGAAGACGUGAGGAACUACUACCAUCGCUUAGUAGCUGGUCUGCCAACUAACGCUCCUGCAGAAUAUACCGCUACCUUGAAGAACUAUAGAUCGGAGACCACGCACAUGGGGACAGGCAGGCCUAUAUGCUCGGCUUUGGACCAACAUGUGGAGAAGAAUAUUAGGUUGGAAAGAAGGAGUAUGGCACGAUAA
Ostrinia furnacalis (Asian corn borer) is the source of this 1053-nucleotide messenger RNA. RefSeq lists its product as uncharacterized. Lineage: Eukaryota; Metazoa; Arthropoda; Insecta; Lepidoptera; Crambidae. The record is from RefSeq and is a predicted model, not a curated record. The coding region runs from base 1 to 1053 and encodes 350 amino acids. The transcript is spliced from 6 exons.